Messenger RNA from Nicrophorus vespilloides, 3232 nucleotides. RefSeq names its product interferon regulatory factor 2-binding protein-like A (gene Pits). Gene Ontology annotation, molecular function: transcription corepressor activity; metal ion binding. Lineage: Eukaryota; Metazoa; Arthropoda; Insecta; Coleoptera; Silphidae. Gene Ontology annotation, cellular component: nucleus. The record is from RefSeq and is a predicted model, not a curated record. The coding region runs from base 382 to 1920 and encodes 512 amino acids. Gene Ontology annotation, biological process: regulation of transcription by RNA polymerase II. The transcript has 4 exons.
GAGCGGGUUUCGGAGGAACGGCGCAGCCGGCGCGCGUACAACUCGCGUUAGUCUAGUCUAGGCCAGUCCAGUCUAGGUAAGCAGCAGCGACUGCCAGAGUGCUGCUCUUCGUGAAUACCCUUGUCUCGUUGCCAGUCGAGUUUUACGCUAGGCAGCAGCGCGGUCGUUCGGAUAUCUGUAUAUCCAGAGAGAGAAAGAGAGGUGUUGUGUUUACCGCUACCCAGUAUGGCGAGAGUUUCCUUCAGCGUGCGAGUCUAGAUUUAAAUAUUCGACAAUCUUACUUAGUGAUUCCUGUUUUCUAUAUACAUAUAUACAUCAACUUGUUAUAAAUAUACGUAAAUUUUUCCGCUGUGGUUUAUUUCCCUGGGUUGUACUAAAUAGAUGGUGAAAAUGUCGGUUAUGCAAAUGCAGCAGGCGAAGCGUCAGCAUUGCUACUUAUGUGACCUCCCCCGCAUGCCAUGGGCAAUGGUCCACGAUUUCUCAGAGGCGGUGUGCCGGGGCUGUGUCAAUUACGAAGGUGCCGAUCGCAUAGAAGUGGUACUGGAUACAGCACGCCAGAUGAAGAGAGCGCACAGCUUCCAGGAGCAAAGGUCUGGACAUAGCUCGAAGAGCCAUCGUAGCUCAGGCAGCGGACACGAGCAUCAGAACGGAGAUGUUGUCGCUACUUCAAGCAGGCAGCAACCCACGGGAGCCCAUCAUUCGACGGGUUACAGUUUACACCAUGCUCGAUCCGCAGGGAUGAUGCCUGACUUUCAACCUAGCCAACCUCCUCCACCCCCAAGAGGAGCUACGACGAUGUCCAGACCUACAUUGCAGGAGGCGAGUGCAGAGCACGAUCUUGUUGGCCGCCCUCCGGUACGGAUACCGACAGCAGCUCAUCUGACAGCCGCCCACCACACUUUGCAACCCCAUCACCAUCCGGUGAGCAACGGCCGACCCACAUCAAUGCCGCAGCAAGCGCUAAAGCGUGGACUGACGACGACGGAGGACGACGACCAUGGCCAUGGUCACCAUCACGCGAACGGUGAAGUUAACGGAUCUAAGAGAAUGCUGUCCGUCGAGGAGCACAGUGCCUCAGUUAGACCUCCGUUAACUCGCGGAGAAUCGCUGCCCGCGGUGUCUCUAGCACAAUCCUUCACAGUAACCGCCGAGAGGACUUUCAAGCAGGAGAAGCACACAAUAAGAACAUCCUCGUUUGAUUCCACAGCAGCCUUUAAACCUAAUGGGUAUGCAGCGCCUGUGUCUGUAGCUAACGCGAAUGGGACGAAUUCAAGUUCUCCCUUGAGCAAUAGAACGGGAUCUCCGCCUGAAAGUAAUCCCGCAAGUGGUACUACCGUAGGACAGCAAACUACGUCCGGUUCAAUCCAGAGUCCGAUGGCGGGUCUUAUAUCCGUCACCGACACCCUUCCACCAGGAAGUCCGCGCUCUGCGGGCGGGAGUCCUCCGAGUACCGUCGCGCCCCGUUCUGCCUCCCGGGGCUCGCAGCACUCCCCGAACUCCUCAGCUGGAAGUUCUAGCAGUCGUCGUUCUUCCGGUUCUAGACAUGUUUCUUCUACCACAGUUACGUCCACGGAGGCCGGCGCCGGUGCUCUUGGCACCACACCUGAGGUCAUACCCACUGCUGGUACCGAGGGAGCAACGGCCACUGCGCCCACAGCGACGACCCUAAGAUGUACCAUAUGCCAGGAGAGAUUAGAGGACACGCAUUUCGUUCAAUGCCCCUCAGUGCCGCAUCACAAAUUUUGUUUCCCUUGCAGCCGUGAAAGUAUUAAACGUCAGGGGGCUGGCCAAGAGGUGUAUUGUCCAAGCGGCGACAAGUGUCCGUUAUCGAAUUCGAAUGUACCAUGGGCGUUUAUGCAGAACGAAAUAGCGACGAUCCUUGGUGAAGACUUCAAGGUUAAGAAGGAACGCGAGACCUAAAAAACGCCGAAAUGAAUUGGAAAAUGAUGUUAUAACCUUUGGCUCAAUUUACUCUCGAAUGUUGUCGAGUAAAUUCUGUCUCGUUACAGAGAAGUAAUUGGCAAAGUUGGCGAAAGUUAGUGAUGAUGAUGGUUGGUUUAGUGAUGGUCGAUCGGGCUGAAUAAAAUAUAUCUAUUUAAGAAAAUAACGAAAUGGAAGUAAUAAAAAAAAAGAUGGAAAAUCUAUAAAACGUGAACGAGGCUGUGUCGAUUAUUAGUUAUUACAUAUAUAUUAUAUUCAGAACAAGGAAAAUGAGAAAAUAAUUUCUUGGCUAAAUGUCGCCGAAGUAAUUGUACAUAAUGCAGUCAAAAACACAAUGAUUUUGUUUCAAAUUGUUGUUUUGUGUCGUAUUUUGUGAAAUGGAAAUGGAACGAUGAGAGGUUGGUGCAAUUGUAUCAUUGGGCACCCCUUUCAGUCGGUUUUAAUUUGUUUUAUUUUAUUUAAAUGCAUUUAUGGACUAUUCGUUUAACCCAUGUAUAUAUUGUAAAUAGAUUAUACAAUAAUGUUAUAAAUAAUAUAAGAACGUCGAUUCUGAAAUAUUAAAGUGUACAAAGUAUGUAAUAGUUAAACACAUAGGGUUUUCUUUAUGAUUUUUUGUUUGUUUUUUGUUUUAGAGGUAAAUUGAAUGUACGUACAACUAUCAUAAGUUAGGAGAACUAUUCUCCACAGUUGUCUGUAUAAUGAUUUAUUUCUGAAAUUUUAUUUGAAAAUUUUAUAAUAUAUAAAACUCCUUUUUGAAGCUGUAAAUAUUGUAUAUUCAUCAGCUGAGAUUUUUCUUUAAGUGCGACUUUAUAAAUCGAAAUGCGAUUUCAAUUACUUUUUUUGAUUAUAUAUAUUAUUUUGUUUAGUUCAUAAGUUUUAUAAUUACUUUAUUUCAGCUUUUCAAAGUUAUGAAUUUCGUAGAUUCAUUUUUUUGUUUCAUUUUUUUUUUGCUUCUUUAAAUUUAAUUUAUGGAUUGUAAACUUUGAAAGUAAAACUAGUCAAAUCUUAAUGGGGCGCCUUCAAGAGCGCCGCAUCAUAGGAACUCCAAAACUCGCUGGUAAAUUAUAAGAACGUUUUAAAAGUAAUAAUUAAAAGAAAAUGUAUCUUUUUUGACUAAAAGAAGGUGAAUAACUUGUAUAUUUAUCACACAUUUUAAAAUGUCCUCCCGCCCCACAAUUUGUCCAAGGCCUUGCUAUAUGUUUUGACUCGUGUUACAAUUGUUCACUUUUCUGAAGCAUACAUUGUACAAGGCCUUGUGUGUAUAUAAAAUGAUAAUUAAUAAAGAGAAAGU